GAGGCGACGUGUCGAAAGCUGAUUAAUAGUCAUCUAUGGACCACACUAGCAGUACAGACGGUAAAAGAAAGAAACAACAACAACAACAACAUACCUUUUAAAGACGGUGUAUAUGUGGCAACCUGAAAUCAGCGGCCACCUGUCUUCAGCGGUCACUUUGUCUUCUCCCAUGUGUGACCACCUAAGACAGGUUUCACUGUAGAGUCCUGGAGAGACAACAGGUUCCGAGACUCACUUCCAACAAAAUGUCUGGCAUGUUCAUUCUCUGUUUGUGCGCAUGUGCGGUUAUGACGUCAGCGACCAUGUAUCCAAGUUAUUAUCCGCAACCUGAAUACUCAAUAUGGCCAGGAAUCAAGGGAAUCCCUAUGAUUGGCUAUCAACGUUACAGACGAUCUAUAAUGCCUGCACAUGAAGGCACUGGUGGGAUGGUGAAAGGCAGUGCAGACAUUGGCGGGAUGGUGAAAGGCAUUGUACCUUUUGGUGGGAUGCCAGGUGCUGGAGGCUUUCGUGGGGAGGUGAAAGGAAUUGCAGACAUUGGCGGGAUGGUGAAAGGCAUUGUACCUAUUGGUGGGAUGCCAGGUGCUGGAGGCUUUGGUGGGGAGGUGAAAGGAAUUGCAGACAUUGGCGGGAUGAUGGAAGGCCGUGGAGGAUUUGGUGGCACGGUUAAAGGCAGUGCAGACAUUGGUGGGAUGGUGAAAGGCAUUGCACCUUUUGGUGGGAUGGCAGGCAGUGGUCGAUUUGGUGGCACGGUUAAAGGCAGUGCAGGCGUUGGCGGGAUGGUGGAUGGUAUUGCACCUAUUGGUGGGAUAGGAGGCGGUAGUGGAUUUGAUGGGGUGGUGAAAGGCAGUGCAGGCGUUGGUGGGAUGGUGGAUGGCAGUGCACCUAUUGGUGGGAUAGCAGACAGUGGUCGAUUUGGUGGCACGGUUAAAGGCAGUGCAGGCGUUGGGGGGAUGGUGGAUGGUAUUGCACCUAUUGGUGGGAUAGGAGGCGGUGGUGGAUUUGAUGGGGUGGUGAAAGGCAGUGCAGGCAUUGGCGGGGUGGUGGAUGGUAUUGCACCUAUUGGUGGGAUAGGAGGCAGUGGUCGAUUUGGUGGCACGGUUAAAGGCAGUGCAGGCGUUGGUGGGAUGGUGGAUGGUAUUGCACCUAUUGGUGGGAUAGGAGGCGGUGGUGGAUUUGAUGGGGUGGUUAAAGGCAGUGCAGACAUUGGUGGGAUGAUGGAUGGUAUUGUACCUAUUGGUGGGAUAGCAGGCAGUGGUCGAUUUGGUGGCACGGUUAAAGGCAGUGCAGGCGUUGGUGGGGUGGUGGAUGGUAUUGUACCUAUGGGUGGGAUAGCAGGCAGUGGUCGAUUUGGUGGCACGGUUAAAGGCAGUGCAGGCGUUGGUGGGAUGGUGGAUGGUAUUGUACCUAUUGGUGGGAUAGCAGGCAGUGGUCGAUUUGGUGGCACGGUUAAAGGCAGUGCAGACGUUGGUGGGAUGGUGGAUGGUAUUGCACCUAUGGGUGGGAUAGCAGGCAGUGGUCGAUUUGGUGGUACGGUUAAAGGCGGUGCAGGCGUUGGUGGGAUGGUGGAUGGUAUUGUACCUAUUGGGGGGAUAGCAGGCAGUGGUCGAUUUGGUGGCACGGUUAAAGGCAGUGCAGACGUUGGUGGGAUGGUGGAUGGUAUUACACCUAUUGGUGGGAUAGGAGGCGGUGGUGGAUUUGGUGGGGUGGUGAAAGGCAGUGCCGGCGUUGGUGGGAUGGUGGACGGCAUUGUACCUAUUGGUGGGAUAGCAGGCAGUGGUCGAUUUGGUGGCACGAUUAAAGGCGGCGCAGGCGUUGGGGGGAUGGUGGAUGGUAUUGUACCUAUUGGUGGGAUAGCAGGCAGUGGUCGAUUUGGUGGCACGGUUAAAGGCAGUGCAGGCGUUGGUGGGAUGGUGGAUGGUAUUACACCUAUUGGUGGGAUAGGAGGCGGUGGUGGAUUUGGUGGGGUGGUGAAAGGCAGUGCAGACGUUGGUGGGAUGGUGGAUGGCAUUGUACCUAUUGGUGGGAUGGCAGGCAGUAGUCGAUUUGGUGGCACGGUUAAAGGCAGUGCAGGCGUUGGUGGGAUGGUGGAUGGUAUUGUACCUAUGGGUGGGAUAGCAGGCAGUGGUCGAUUUGGUGGCACGGUUAAAGGCAGUGCAGACGUUGGUGGGAUGGUGGAUGGUAUUACACCUAUUGGUGGGAUAGGAGGCGGUGGUGGAUUUGGUGGGGUGGUGAAAGGCAGUGCCGGCGUUGGUGGGAUGGUGGACGGCAUUGUACCUAUUGGUGGGAUAGCAGGCAGUGGUCGAUUUGGUGGCACGAUUAACGGCGGAGCAGGCGUUGGGGGGAUGGUGGAUGGUAUUGUACCUAUUGGUGGGAUAGCAGGCAGUGGUCGAUUUGGUGGCACGGUUAAAGGCAGUGCAGACGUUGGUGGGAUGGUGGAUGGUAUCGCACCUAUGGGUGGGAUAGCAGGCAGUGGUGGAUUUGGUGGGGUGGUGAAAGGCAGUGCAGGCGUUGGUGGGAUGGUAGAUGGUAUGGCACCUAUGGGUGGGAUAGCAGGCAGUGGUCGAUUUGGUGGCACGGUUAAAGGCAGUGCAGGCGUUGGUGGGAUGGUGGAUGGUAUUACACCUAUUGGUGGGAUAGGAGGCGGUGGUGGAUUUGGUGGGGUGGUGAAAGGCAGUGCAGACGUUGGUGGGAUGGUGGAUGGCAUUGUACCUAUUGGUGGGAUGGCAGGCAGUAGUCGAUUUGGUGGCACGGUUAAAGGCAGUGCAGGCGUUGGUGGGAUGGUGGAUGGUAUUGUACCUAUUGGUGGGAUGGCAGACAGUGGUCGAUUUGGUGGCACGGUUAAAGGCAGUGCAGGCGUUGGUGGGAUGGUGGAUGGUAUCGCACCUAUGGGUGGGAUAGCAGGCAGUGGUGGAUUUGGUGGGGUGGUGAAAGGCAGUGCAGGCGUUGGUGGGAUGGUGGAUGGUAUUGCACCUAUGGGUGGGAUAGCAGGCAGUGGUCGAUUUGGUGGCACGGUUAAAGGCAGUGCAGGCGUUGGUGGGAUGGUGGAUGGUAUUGCACCUAUUGGUGGGAUAGGAGGCGGUGGUGGCUUUGGUGGGGUGGUGAAAGGCAGUGCAGGCGUUGGUGGGAUGGUGGAUGGCAUUGCACCUAUUGGUGGGGUGACAAAUUGUGGCGGACCUAACGUAUGCCCGUGAAAGAGGAUACACGACCACGUGAAAGUUAAAAUUCGGGCUUUGAACUAUAUUAAUAAGUUUUAACGUAACAAACUGAUUUUAUGUGAUUAUGUUUACUGAUGGGGGGUUUUCUGUUAAUGUAUCUAAUAAAACGUUCUUUUUGAAAAACC
Messenger RNA from Gigantopelta aegis, 3340 nucleotides. RefSeq lists its product as uncharacterized. The transcript is spliced from 4 exons. The record is from RefSeq and is a predicted model, not a curated record. Bases 246 to 3191 code for a protein of 981 amino acids. NCBI's taxonomy places the organism in Eukaryota, Metazoa, Mollusca, Gastropoda, Neomphalida, Peltospiridae.